Syngnathoides biaculeatus (alligator pipefish) is the source of this 988-nucleotide messenger RNA. RefSeq names its product parapinopsin b (gene parapinopsinb). Gene Ontology annotation, cellular component: photoreceptor outer segment; membrane. The record is from RefSeq and is a predicted model, not a curated record. Gene Ontology annotation, biological process: G protein-coupled receptor signaling pathway; visual perception. Gene Ontology annotation, molecular function: G protein-coupled receptor activity. The transcript is spliced from 4 exons. The coding region runs from base 16 to 972 and encodes 318 amino acids. Lineage: Eukaryota; Metazoa; Chordata; Actinopteri; Syngnathiformes; Syngnathidae.
CUGCUCUCGGCGGUCAUGGCGCUUUUCACCGGGCCGGCCAUCGCGCUCAACGCUACAGUGAUCAUCGUGUCCCUCGUGCACAAACAGCUGAGGCAACCGCUCAACUACGCUCUGGUGAACAUGGCCGCCGCGGACCUGGGCUCAGCCAUGACCGGGGGGGUUCUGUCUGUAGUCAACAACGCCCUGGGGUACUUCUCCCUGGGAAGGACAGGCUGCGUGAUGGAGGGCUUUGCGGUGUCCUUGUUUGGCAUCACGUCUUUGUGCACUGUGGCCCUGAUCGCCCUGGAGAGGAUGUUUGUCGUAUGUAAACCUUUGGGGCAAAUGAGCUUCCAAAAGAAGCACGCAGUCGGGGGCAUCGUCUUGUCCUGGCUCUGGUCCCUGACGUGGAACGUCCCCCCGCUUCUGGGCUGGGGCAGGUACGAGGCGGAGGGCGUCGGGACUUCCUGCGCGCCGGACUGGCACAGCCGAGACGCUCGCGACGUGUCCUACAUCCUGGUUUAUUUCACCGUCUGCUUUGCUCUUCCUUUCGCCGUCAUCUUGACGUCUUACGCUAAAUUAAUGUGGACGUUGCAUCAGGUAUCAAAGAUGACUUGCGUGGAAGGCGGCGCAGCGGCUAAAGCGGAACUGAAGGUGGCGUCCAUGGUGGUCAUUAUGGUCCUGACCUUCUUGAUAAACUGGAUGCCUUAUGCUGCUUUGUCCAUGCUGGUGGUGUACAACCCGCACGUCCAGAUUAGCCCGCUGGUUGCGACGGUGCCGGUUUACUUGGCCAAGAGCAGUACCGUGUACAACCCCAUCAUCUACAUCUACUACAACAAACAGUUCCGCAAGUACGCUGUGCCUUUCUUGCUGUGCGGCAAGGAGCCUCGACUGGAAGACGACGAUUCCGAGGCGGCCACCGUGGUGGAGACGACAGGCAACAAAGUGUCGCCGGCCCGAAAGCCCCAAACGGCUACGACGGUCGGAACCGCCUGACAUCGAUGCCUCGAUA